CUUGCCUAGUUAAAUAAAGAUGUGAGACGUUAUGCUGUCAUAAUGUAAUCAAGCUUGGAUAUUUCAAUAGAUGUUUGAUUGCUCUGGUCUAGGGGUGCAUCAGUUGCAGACUUGAGACAGGAAUUCUCCCCCUGCAACCCCCUAAUGCUUAUCUGAACUCUGUGAGAACAUAGUAACUGGACUGUAUGUAGCCUACCCAUUUCUUGUCUUAGUAAGAAACACUGAAGAAAACAAUAGCUUCCACGAUGGAUCCGGACAAAGCUAGCCUGUCCCCCUCCACCCUCCAGGAGUCACCAGGUCGACUGCCUCUCCGUACUCUACUGCUGGUUCUGGUCGACUGCAGGAAAACACCAGGGCAGAGUGGAACUGAGAGAGGAGAAGGAGAAGAGGAACAUGGAGAUAUGAUUUCAUUAAGGGACAUCCCUAAUCGUUGCUCUCUAAGUGGGAGGGGCUUAUCAUCUGGGGAGCCUCAACAACAUCAUGAUGCUGACAAGAAAGAGAAGAGUCUCUCCAGAUCAGAACACCUCAAACACCAGCAUAGAGGUACAGGGAAGAAACAUCACCACUGCUCUGUCUGUGGGAAGAGUUUUGCUAAACAAGACUUGACUAUUCAUGAGCAAAUUCACACCGGAGAGAAACCGUUCCACUGCUCUCAGUGCGGGAAGAGUUUCACUGCAUCUAAAACUUUAAAAUCUCAUCAGAGAAUUCAUACAGGGGAGAGGCCUUCCCCCUACUCUGGUUGUGAGAAAUGCUUCAAACAAUCAGGAUUCCAGACUACACAAAAACACACAGGACCGCCUUAUAGCUGUGAUCAGUGUGGGAAGAGAUUCAAUCAAUUAGUACACCUGACUAUACACCAGCGCAUACACACAGGAGAGAAGCCUUAUAGCUGUGAUCAGUGUGGGAAGAGCUUCAAUCAUUCAGGAUCCCUGACUCUACACCAACGCAUACACACAGGAGAGAAGCCUUAUAGCUGUGAUCAGUGUGGGAAGAGCUUCAAUCAAUCAGGAUCCCUGACUCUACACCAACGCAUACACACAGGAGAGAAGCCUUAUAGCUGUGAUCAGUGUGGGAAGAGCUUCAAUCAUUCAGGAAACCUGACUACACACCAACUCAUACACACAGGAGCGAAGCCUUAUAACUGUGAUCAUUGUGGAAAGAGCUUCAGUCGAUCAGGAGACCUGAUCAAACACCAACGCAUACAUACAGGAGAGAAGCCUUAUAGCUGUGAUCAAUGUGGGAAGAACUUCAAUCAAUCAGGACACCUGACUGCACACCAACGCAUACACACAGGAGAGAAGCCUUAUAGCUGUGAUCAGUGUGAGAAGAGUUUCAGGACGUCAGAUCACCUGACUAUACACCAACGCAUACACACAGGAGAGAAGCCUUAUAGCUGUGAUCAGUGUGAGAAGAUUUUCAGGACGUCAGAUCACCUGACUAUACACCAACACAUACACACAGGAGAGAAGCCUUAUAGCUGUGAUCAGUGUGGGAAGAGUUUCAGGACGUCAGAUCACCUGACUAAACACCAACGCAUACACACAGGAGAGAAGCCUUAUAGCUGUGAUCAGUGUGGGAAGAGCUUCAGUCGAUCAGGAUCCCUGACUACACACCAACUCAUACACACAGGAGAGAAGCCUUAUAGCUGUGAUCAGUGUGGGAAGAGCUUCAGUCGAUCAGGAUCCCUGACUGCACACCAACUCAUACACACAGGAGAGAAGCCUUAUAGAUGUGAUCAGUGUGGGAAGAGUUUUGCUCGUUCAGGGUCACUGAUAAAACACCAGAAAGCACAAACAUGUUUUCUUUCAUCUCCCUUCUCUCUGGCACCAGUUCCAGAUCCCUAAAUAAAGUUUACAUAGAAAACAUCUUGUAAACAGUCAUCCAUCUCCCAUUCUCCAACACUUUAGUAUGUCUGAUUGCCAUGGUAACAUGUGUAGCAUAAUAUGCAGCUCUGGAUCCAUAUGUUACAAGCGUCUUGGAGUAGGAGUACUGUGUGUGUGGUGGGAUGGGGGAGGAGGUGUUCAGAGCUAUCUUUUAAUUUAUGAACUCAUAUUAUCCAUUAAAUAAUGUAUAAUAAAAAUGUUUCACCAAUGGUAGGUGUAUAUUCAUGUGUGGGGGAAAUGUUAUCUGAAGAGAGAGUCUUGAAUUGUACAUCAUGUCUCAUACAGUCAUUGGUUCCUGUAGGUGCUGGGUAGAGAUAUGAGGGGGAGACGGUCAUGACCCCCUCAGACCUUUUGGCAGAACGCUCAGAAUAUGUUCUAUAAUUUACAUGCAGGAACCAAAUGUUAAUGAUGAAUAAUGUAAAUCAUGCAAAUAUAACUUGUCUGUGUUACCAGUAUAUAAGAGAACUAAUGGGACUGCCCCGAAAGAGCUCCUGACCGACGUGUACUAUGGUGCAUUAAGUUGGUUGGAAUCUCUCCAGCUGGCUAAUAAUAAAUAAUUAUUAAUUUAA
Oncorhynchus nerka (sockeye salmon) is the source of this 2452-nucleotide messenger RNA. Its product is annotated as zinc finger protein 271-like. NCBI's taxonomy places the organism in Eukaryota, Metazoa, Chordata, Actinopteri, Salmoniformes, Salmonidae. Gene Ontology annotation, biological process: regulation of transcription by RNA polymerase II. The coding region runs from base 246 to 1844 and encodes 532 amino acids. The record is from RefSeq and is a predicted model, not a curated record. The transcript is spliced from 3 exons. Gene Ontology annotation, molecular function: RNA polymerase II cis-regulatory region sequence-specific DNA binding; DNA-binding transcription factor activity, RNA polymerase II-specific.